UCUCUAAGCAUAUUCAAAUAUGCUUCAACAGAAGCCAUUCUUCCUUCGUUCAUCUUUCCUCCUACGUAUCUCUAUUGGGUUGUUUUUGCUAUUUAGAGUUGCAGUUUCACAAAUUCCCCUGGGCUCAAAACUUUCUGUAGUGGAAAAUGACUUUUGGUUCUCUUCCAAUAGUGAUUUUGCACUUGGAUUCUUUAAUUGUUCUGAUCAGCCUAACCAGUUUAGUGUGGGGGUUCGUUACAAUUCCAAAUUGAUUCCUGCUGCUGAACAAACUGUAGUUUGGAUUGCUGGGGGUGAUGCCACUGUUGGUAACCAGUCUUAUUUCCAGCUUUCACCAAAUGGGGAACUGGUUUUAUUUGACUCCUCAAAGGGAGUCACUGUAUGGACAACUAAAACAAGCCAAUUGUCUGUUGCUUCAGCUGUUCUGCAAGACGAUGGCAAUUUUGUUUUACUAAAUGAAAGGAAAGAUGUGGUUUGGCAAAGCUUUGAUACUCCAUCGGAUACGCUUCUUCCUGGGCAGAAGUUAUCUAUUUUUAGUACACUCAGACCCUCUACCAUAGAUCCCCUGUCAAGUUCCUAUAGUCUGUACAUGAAUUCUCUGGGACAAUUACUACUAAGAUGGGAUAGUAUUGCUUAUUGGAAAAGUGGAAGCCCUUCCCAUUUGAAUCUCAGUGCUGUUCUCACCUCAAAUGGAACCUUUCAACUUAUGGAUCAAAAUUUGGAGCCUGUUUGGUCUGCCUUUGGAGAAGAUCAUGGUGACUCUGUCAAAUUCCGGUUUCUUAGGCUCAAUGCAGAUGGUAAUCUGCGGUUGUAUUCAUGGGUAGAGGCUUCACAGUCAUGGAGAUCAGUUUGGCAAGCUGUUGAAAAUCAGUGCAAUGUCUUUGCAACCUGUGGUGAGCAGGGCAUUUGUGUAUUCAAUGCAUCUGGUUCCCCUGACUGCAAAUGCCUGUUCAAGUCCAUAUCUACUACCAGCACAAAAUGUUUGUUUCCACAUCCGCAGGAGUGCAAUUCUGGUGCUGAUUUGGUUGAAUAUGAGCACAUGUUACUGUAUGGAAUUUUCCCAGCAAAUGAUUCAAUUUAUCAGUUAAGUUUGCAGCAAUGUAAACUGGCGUGCAUGCGUGAUCCACAAUGUACAGCAGUAACCUUCACAAACAAUAGGACUGCAGAAUGCCGAAUGAUGACAACUCAGUACGUGAGUGGCUAUUCAGACCCCUCACUUAGUUCUGUAUCUUUCACUAGGAAGUGUUUGUAUUCAGAUCCAUUAGCUGCUAAACCCAGUUUCACAAUGAAGUCCCCACCAACUUCUCAACUCAUACAAUCUUACAGGCUUUGCAUUCCUUGUCUAAUUGGGGCAGCUUCAGGCACAGUUGUUGUAUUUAUUGUCAUUCAGUUUGGGAUUGGAAUUUUCCUGUACAGAAGAAGAAAGUCUAUUAGGAGGAGAGCUGCAUUAGCUUUUACAGGCCCUAACUCAAAGGGUUUGGUUAUGUUAUCCUUCAGUGAAAUCAAGGAGCUUUCAGCGAACUUCAAGUACCAAAUAGGGCCAAAGAUGUUCAAAGGCAUGCGAGCAGACAGCCAACCAAUUGCUAUCAAGAAGAUGGAUGCAACCAUAGCAGAGAGGAAAUUCCGAAGUGCAGUGUCAAAGAUAGGGACCAUUCAUCACAAAAACCUUGUCAAGCUGGAGGGUUAUUGUUGUGAGUUAAGUCACAAAUAUCUUGUCUAUGAAUUUGCCAAGAAUGGUUCUCUAGAAAAAUAUAUACAACAUUCCAAAUUGUGUAGGAAACUGAACUGGAAAAGGAGAGUUGACAUUUGCUCGUCCGUGGCCAGGGCGCUUUGUUAUUUGCACACUGAGUGUAGGGAGUUUGUAAGCCAUGGGAAUCUGAAAUGUGAAAAUGUAGUCUUGGAUGAAGAUUUUGAGGCAAAAGUGACUGAUUUUGGCCUUGGCAUUUUUCAUGGUGAGGCAUCAUUCAAUUGUGUUCCUGCAGCAAAAGAUGUGGAAGAUUUUGGCAAGAUGGUGUUGAUGCUAGUAAGCGGCAGAUGUCAAGAAGUUGAAAAUGUUUGUGAGUGGGCUUACAAGGAAUGGAUGGAGGGAAAUGCAGAGAGGAUAGUCGAUAAAAGAAUAGAUAGUGAAGUUGAUCCUCAAGAGCUGGAGUGUGUGUUGAGAAUUGCAUUUUGGUGCCUUCAAACUGAUGAACGUAUGAGACCUUCCAUGGGUGAGGUGCUGAUGAUACUAGGGGGCACAUCGACUGUUGACCCUCCUCCUCCGCCCUUUGCUUGUCAAAGGCCACUGGACGACGACGAGUCAUCAGAGCCAGGCUUAGAGGACUAGAAUCCAAUUGCACAUCUAAAACUUAACUUAUUUGUUGAUUUUUGCUUAUGAUUUUAUGUAUAGUAGGACUAACCAUCAAUGGUAAAUUGUAAUGACUGUUUGGCGUCAGUUGAAUGAUAAAACUGUGUCAAGUUCUUGGUGACAGAAUUCACUAUCGUUGCUGUAUUUUCAUCAUAGUCCCAUCUGGCCAUUGGUCUUGGUGCUUUCAACACUAAAGUUUUCAAGUU
Messenger RNA from Pistacia vera, 2550 nucleotides. RefSeq names its product G-type lectin S-receptor-like serine/threonine-protein kinase SD3-1. Gene Ontology annotation, biological process: recognition of pollen; protein phosphorylation. The transcript has a single exon. NCBI's taxonomy places the organism in Eukaryota, Viridiplantae, Streptophyta, Magnoliopsida, Sapindales, Anacardiaceae. Bases 20 to 2323 code for a protein of 767 amino acids. The record is from RefSeq and is a predicted model, not a curated record. Gene Ontology annotation, molecular function: protein serine/threonine kinase activity; ATP binding.